AUGGAAUCUGCCAAUCAGGGCAUGCCGUGGAGCACCAAGCGGUUGCCGAUCAGGGAUCAGGAACCUGAACUGGGAGUGGAGGGCGAGGCAUCACCGCCAGCUUCAGCUUCAGCUUCAGCUUCUCAGCUCCACCAGCAAAUAUCCUCUUCUCCAUCCCAGCCUGUCGGGUCUCUCAGGUUCACAACCCCGGGUACGCCUGUCGCCUCUCAGAGCUCUCCCCCGACCGACCUUGCUGGCGGUCGACCCCACGAUCAGAGGCAGGGCGCGGCGCGUGGCACACGCAGCUCGGUUCGCAAGGACCUGGUCUCCGCUUUCGCUUGGGAGGCCCUCGACAUAGACAAGGUCAGGUCUACAACUGCUACAGACACAACAACUCUAGUCCACUUCACCACCCCAAGUAGGAGCUCCCUUGUUCAGAGCAGCAAAGGUCAGCAGCAGACCAAAGAUCCCGCUGCGGACCUGAGUCUUCCACUCUACAUAAUGUCCAGGAACCGGCCACGAGGCCCUCCAGUCCCUAGAGACAAUGGCCUUGCAGCCAAUGAGGAGACUGACAUGUGGAACAAGAUUCUCCAAGACCUGCGCAAGGCCAAAGAGAAGAAUGACAAGCAAAAAGUCCUGGCAGAACAAAUAGCUUCUUUGAAUGAGAAGAUCGGCCGAGAGGGCGGGAAGCCUACUUUGAGCGAGCACAAUCAAUUGGACGGCCUUUAUAGGCAGAUGCUGAAGCUAUGCGAGGAUGAGAGAGCCAUCCUUCAAGACGAGCCCAGUGAUGUGAUUAAGAACCUGGGUCUUUUGACUGCACUCCGACAGGCUUCAGAAGCAGAGGCGCCACAAAACCGCGCCGCAUCUCUUUCUAAGUCACGGAAGAAGCGAAAUGAAAUGGACGGCUCGGCUACCGACUCGCCGGGUCCGUCCAAUAACUCACUGUCGGACAAAGUCAGCCGCGUCAAGGGCGGUAUCCAGCGUAGUACGAGUGUCUCGAGCUCACAGGCUCGCGAGGGCCGUGAUCCCAUUGUGCAAAUCAAGGUAGAAGAGGGGUCCGAGGGCGUGAAGGGCACGCUUGCCGAACGAAGCGGACAUCUAGUGGUUGGGGCUGAAGUUGUCUUUAAACACAACAAGAACAAGCAAGGGGUAGAAGGCGAGGGCAUUCAAUGCAUCAUCAAGGGAAUUUCUGGGGAUGGUCCCAAAAAACGGUAUGAUGUACAGGACCCGGAACCAAAUGAAAACGGCGAACAAGGCGCGGUCUACAAGACCACCGCAGCAUCGUUAAUUCCAAUACCGCGCAUAGGGUCUGCGUUGCCAUCGUUCUCUCUUGGGAAACAAGUCCUGGCGAGAUACCCAGACACUACCACUUUCUACCGUGCCGAGGUGAUGGGCUCUAAAAAGGAUGUCUAUCGCCUCAAGUUUGAGGGUGAGGAAGAUGAUAAGGAGAUGGAGGUUGACCGUCGCUUCGUUCUUGACAUUCCAGGAAAGUGAUUUCCUUGCUUCGAGAACGAGAAGCCUCUCACACCUCUCUUGCUCGAGCCUCGCGGGAUGUUAAAGCCCAAUUGUAUGGUUUCGCACCAGAACGAGAAUGGAAAUUUCCAGAAGAGGUUUGGAAUAGCCUCAGCUGUCUGGGGCGGAAUAAUCUUCAUGGCACUGCAACAGAAUGACGGGGUGAAAUCGGUUGCCAAAUUGAUCAGUUACUUGAUACCCAUUGUUUAGCUAGGUUAUGUAUGAUUGAAGGAGUUGUGGUUUUAGAUGGAUCUGAAGCUUUCUUUUUUUUUUUCCCCAGUCGUUCCCCACCUUAUUGCUCUUGGAUAGCAGAGUGCCAUCACAGAAUGAUCUUGUUAACUGAUAACAAUGGAAGAGGUCCAAGGGGAGCUGUACUAGGCUACCGUGGACUGAAUCUGAACAGG
Messenger RNA from Aspergillus homomorphus CBS 101889, 1895 nucleotides. Its product is annotated as SAGA-associated factor 29 family protein. The transcript has 4 exons. The record is from RefSeq and is a predicted model, not a curated record. Bases 1 to 1473 code for a protein of 490 amino acids. Gene Ontology annotation, cellular component: SAGA complex. Lineage: Eukaryota; Fungi; Ascomycota; Eurotiomycetes; Eurotiales; Aspergillaceae.